AUGUGGAUAGAUCACAAGUUCCAUUUGUCAAAAUAUAUCAAACAACACAUUCCACCGCAUAAAUUUGUAUUCUAUACAAAUGGUAAACACUGACCGUUGACUAGUUGAAUUUUUCCAAGUCAAUGUUUUCAUUAUCACCUUCCCGGAAUGUCCCACUCCAUUCAUUCAUUAAGAAAAUUCCACUCACCAUAAUUAUUAUUAAUUAAUUCACAUACUCAUAAGUUUCCUUCCAUUUUCAACACCACCCAAAUAUUCUCUCUUUUCUACAAUGGAUAAACGACUUGAAUUCUUCGUCGCAGGAGUAUCUUGCUUCAUUUUUAUCUCUCUUACUUUCUCUCUCCUCCUCUUCCUAUUCAACAAAUAUAAACCAAAACACCGUUGUACAACUCCACUUCCUGUCACGCGCCGCUCUUCAUUCCCACGCGCGGAUAAUUCACCUUCCAUCUCCACCUCCUUCGACCCUGCUCUCCGCCAACUCUCCAUGUCCGAGCUCUCCGAAGCCACCAAUGAGUUUGAUCCAAAGCUCAUAAUUGGUGACGGCAGUUUCGGACUUGUGUACAAGGCCAAGCUUCCAUCGGGCAUCACUGUCGCGGUUAAGAAGCUUAGUCAGGAUGCCUUCCAAGGUCUCCGCGAGUUUAGGGCGGAGAUGGAAACCUUGGGGAAGCUUCGUCACCCUAACAUCGUUAAAAUUUUGGGUUAUUGCGUGUCGGGUUUGGAUCGGGUUCUUAUUUAUGAAUAUAUCGAGAAAGGAAGUUUAGACCAAUGGUUACAAGACAUGUCAUCAUCGUUUAAUUCUUGGUGGGUCCCUUUGUCUUGGGAAUUGAGAGUUAAGAUUAUUAAGGGAGUAGCUAAUGGGCUAGCUUUUUUGCAUGGGCUGGAUGUGGCUAUAGUGCAUAGGGAUAUUAAGGCUAGUAAUGUUUUGUUGGAUAAUGAGUUUGAGGCCCAUAUUGCUGAUUUUGGGUUGGCCCGGAGAAUUGAAGGAGCUGACUCUCACGUGUCUACCCAAGCAGCAGGAACCAUGGGAUACAUGCCCCCCGAGUACUUGGGGGGUUACACGGCUGCUACUGUGAAAGGUGAUGUUUAUAGCUUUGGAGUUUUGAUGUUUGAGGUGGCUACUGGGAAACGACCCAAUUGGCCUGUUCGUGAGGAAGGUCGUGAGAUUUGGAUGUUAGAGUGGGCUAAGAAAAGGAUUGCUGAAAAUAAACAUGUUCAAGUUUUAGAUACUAGUGUUCCUCGUAAAGGUUUGAGAGAAGACCAAAUUUAUGAGUUUUUUAAGAUUGCCAACUUGUGCACCAACCAAAAGCAUUAUGAAAGACCUUCAAUGUGUCAUGUUGUGGAAAUGUUGGAUCGAAUAAUAAUAGAUUCUCAAAAGAUAUGAGAUUUUAGUAUUAUUGGUAAACAAUUGAAAUCAUACUUAUGUCAUUCAAAGAAUUAACACCCAUGAAUAUGCUUGUAACUAUUUGUAUUUGUAUAUGAACUUUGUAAAUAAUGAAUUAGUACGUACCGUACUGCCUCA
Messenger RNA from Spinacia oleracea (spinach), 1516 nucleotides. RefSeq names its product leucine-rich repeat receptor protein kinase EMS1. The coding region runs from base 269 to 1378 and encodes 369 amino acids. The transcript has a single exon. Gene Ontology annotation, biological process: protein phosphorylation. NCBI's taxonomy places the organism in Eukaryota, Viridiplantae, Streptophyta, Magnoliopsida, Caryophyllales, Amaranthaceae. Gene Ontology annotation, molecular function: protein kinase activity; ATP binding. The record is from RefSeq and is a predicted model, not a curated record.